GAGGAGUAAACAAGGAGAGUGUGCAAUAGCUGUUAAUACGUGGCCUGGUGUGCUCUCUCAUUUGCUGUGGCACUUGAAGGUUUGGUGGGCUUGAGAUAAUGAGCCUCUAUGUAAGCCACAGAGGAGGAGGGAUGGUGAGCAGAGAGUGAUUUUUUCCCCUUCCUAGCAGCAGUUGCAUUGCAUCUAUAUUUGACCCUGGGAAAAGUCUGUUCGGUUUUCACAGCAUCUGAAGGCCAGAGGUCUGCUUCCUUGGAAACAGUAAGGAGCAGCAUUUUUCACCCACCUGAGCACCUUGGAGGUUUCCUUGGUCGUCUUAGCAAUCAUGACUGAAUUAUUCCUUGCCUCGCCUGGAGGACCAUCACUUUUGGGAUAAAGGUGACUGAAAGACAAUUGAAUAGCCCUGGCAGGGGAGAGAGAAAGAGGAGGAGAAAUGGCUUAAUUGUGGAAGGUGACAAAGACUGUUCAGUAUUAACCCGGGACUAAGAAAAGAGUAUUCAAACACCCGGAACCACAGUAUUAAGUAAAUCAUAGUAUCCUGCUGCACUACGGUAGUAAGACACCACUUUGCCUUGUUGGAGGAAACUGGGGACGUAGGAUCUUAGCCAAAUAUUCAAAAUGGUAAUGCAAAGAUAUCUCCUAACCUAUACGGGAGUGGUGCUCGCUUUAUACUUUCAUCACCUCAUCAGAGCCAUUGAAGUCCCUCGGGAUCCAAGUAUUCAAGAUACAUUGCCUCAACCCCCUACUAUUACAAAGCAGUCUGUGAAAGAUUAUAUUGUAGAUCCGAGGGACAACAUCUUCAUUGAGUGCGAAGCAAAAGGGAACCCCACUCCCACAUUUUUUUGGACGCGAAAUGGAAAGUUCUUCAAUGUUGCAAAGGACCCAAGAGUAAGCAUGAGACAUUGGUCAUCGGGUACACUGGAUGUUGACUUCCGUAGCGGUGGCAGGCCAGAAGAUUAUGAAGGGGAAUUUCAGUGUUUUGCUCGGAAUGACUUGGGGACAGCCAUCUCCAACAAAAUCUUUCUGCAGGUUUCAAAGUCUCCCUUGUGGCCAAAGGAAAACUUAGACAUUCAAGAGGUUCACGAAGGUGCUCAUCUUAUCUUGGCAUGCAAUCCCCCUCCUGGACUGCCGCCUCCAGCUAUCUUCUGGAUGAGCAGCUCCAUGGAGUCAAUCCACCAAGACAAGCGUGUCUCCCAAGGACAGAAUGGUGACUUGUAUUUCUCCAAUGUCAUGCAGGAGGAUGCCCUGACUGACUACAGCUGUAAUGCUCGCUUUGCCUUCACCCACACCAUCCAGCAGAAAAAUCCUUAUAACCUCAAAGUCAUGACCACCCGAGGUAUCACAGAAAGGCACCCCAGCUUCAUGUACCCCAUUGGGACUUCAAGCAAUCAGAUGGUGCUGAGAGGGGAAGACCUCUUGCUGGAAUGCAUUGCCUCGGGAGUCCCAACACCAGACAUCGUAUGGCACAAGAAAGGAGGUGAUCUCCCAGCAGGCAGGACCAAGCUGGAGAACUUCAACAAGGCUCUUCAUAUUGCCAAUGUUUCUGAAGAAGAUUCUGGGGAAUACUUCUGCUUAGCUUCCAACAAAGUGGGAACUAGCCGUCACACAAUCUCGGUGAGAGUGAAGGCUGCUCCUUACUGGUUGGAUGAACCUGAGAAUCUUAUUUUGGCUCCUGGUGAGGAUGGGAGACUGGUUUGCCGAGCCAAUGGUAACCCCAAGCCUUCCAUCCAAUGGCUGGUGAAUGGAGAACCUAUAGAAAGUUCCACUCCCAACCCGAGCCGUGAAGUAACGGGAGACACUGUUAUGUUUCGGGACAUCCAAAGUGGCAGCAGUGCUGUAUACCAAUGCAAUGCUUCUAAUGAACAUGGGUACCUGCUGGCUAAUGCCUUUGUCAGUGUGCUGGAUGUUAUUCCUCGGAUCCUUGCCCCUCGUAAUCAGCUGAUCAAAGUUAUUCUAAACAACCGGACUCGUCUUGACUGUCCAUUCUUUGGAUCCCCAAUCCCCACAUUACGAUGGUUUAAGAAUGGCCAGGGAAGCACGUUGCAUGGUGGCAACUAUAUUGUGCACGAGAAUGGGACUUUGGAAAUAAUCAGGGCUCGGAAAGAAGACCAAGGAACUUACACCUGUGUGGCCACCAAUCUCCUGGGCAAAGCACAGAACCAGGUUCGUUUGGAAAUAAAAGAUCUAACGAGGAUCAUAGAUGGGCCAAAGGAUGCUGUGCCAAAGAAGGGUUCCACAGUUCAUCUAAUGUGUCGGGUUAGGCAUGACCCCACGCUUAGACUUACGGUCACCUGGCUCAAGGAUGAUUCCCCUCUGUACUUUGGAAGCAGGAUGAAGAAAGAAGAAGAUGGCCUGACGAUAUUUGGAGUGGCUGAAAAAGAUCAAGGAUAUUACACCUGCGUUGCCAGCACCGAACUAGAUCGAGACACUGCCAGAGCCCAUCUCACUGUUCUGGCUCCUUCUUCUGUUAACCGUAUGACCCUACCCAAAGCACGUCCUGAACGUCCUCGUGAUCUUGAGCUAACUGACCUCGCUGAAAGGAGUGUGCGGUUGACGUGGAUUCCUGGCGAUGACAACAACAGCCCUAUCACAGAUUACAUUGUGGAAUUUGAAGAGGAUAGAUUCCAACCUGGAAGCUGGCACAACCAUUCCCGUUACCCAGGAAGCGUGAACUCUGCCAUCCUGCGCCUUGCGCCCUACGUCAACUAUCAGUUCCGAGUAAUAGCUGUGAACGAAGUAGGAAGCAGUUAUCCCAGCUUGCCUUCUGAGCGAUACCAUACGAAUGGGGCACGUCCAGAAAUUAACCCCACAGGAGUUAAAGGAGCAGGGACAGCCAAAAAUAACAUGGUGAUAUCCUGGACGCCACUAAAUGCAACACAAGUUUACGGCCCCAACCUCAAGUACAUUGUGAAAUGGAGAAGAAGGGACACGCGGGAGAGUUGGAACAACAGGACGGUAAAGGGUGACACCAACCAGUUCACUGUCACACAGACGCCCAUCUAUACACCCUACGAGAUCAAAGUGCAGGCCAAAAACGACUAUGGGGUUGCUAUGGAACCUGAGACCGUCAUUGGCUACUCGGGGGAAGAUUAUCCUAAGGCCGCUCCCACUGAUAUUAGACUCAAAGUUGUAAACAGCACAGCAGUCAGCCUGCAAUGGAGUAGAGUGUACCCGGAAACCGUCCAGGGACAACUUAAGGAAUACAGAGCCUACUUCUGGAGAGAAAGUAGUUUGCUGAAGAAUCUAUGGGUCUCUAAGAAAAAGCAGUCUAUGGGUUUUACUGGAGACCGGACACGGGGCAUAGUGUCCCGACUAUUUCCUUACAGCAACUACAAACUGGAGAUGGUUGUAGUCAACGGGAGAGGAGAUGGGCCUCGAAGUGAAACUCUGGAGUUCACAAUGCCCGAAGGAGCACCCAGUCCCCCAAGGUAUUUCCGAAUCCGCCAACCAAACCUGGAAACCAUCACUAUGGAAUGGGAACACCCUGAACACCCCAAUGGCAUUCUUAUUGGAUACACCCUUAGAUACCAAGCCUUUAAUGGAUCCAAAAGUGGCAGAACAUUGGUGGAAAACUUCUCUCCCAAUCAGACAAAGUUUAUACUCCAGAGGACGGACCCCAUAUCACGCUAUAGAUUCAACCUGCGUGGCAGGACACAGAUUGGGGAAGGUGAGCCUGCCACGGGGGAGUCGCCACUUCCACUGAAUGAAGUUCUUCCAACCUCAGUUGUAAUCUCUCCAACAACCAUCAGCCCUACUACCAUUGUGGCCACCACCACCACCACCGAAGCUACUACUAUCACAACCACCACAGAAGCUACCACCACAACCACGACAACAACAGAAGCUCCAACCACUACAGAAGCUCCAACCACCACAGAAGCUCCAACCACCACAGAAGCAGCCAUCACCACAAUUAUUGCUAGCACAAUAGGUAUCCCAGUAGAGGAUUCUGCUGGUGGUGCAAAGCAGCCUAUCUGGGAUGUAAAAGCUUCACCUAACAGUAACUGGGCAAACAUCACCUGGAACCACACGUUUGAUCCUGAAACUGAGUUUGUGGUUGAGUAUAUCAACAGUAACAAAACAGUGAAAUCUUCCCCUGCCAAAGGCUUUCUGGAGCUGGUUGACCUGACUCCUGGGGAGAAGUACAUAGUGCGGGUUUUUCUCAAGGGGAAUGAUACUAUCAGCUCGAACGUAACCUUUCAGACAAGUCCAGCCUAUAACAAGAACCAAGGGGACAUUGCAACUCAGGGCUGGUUUAUUGGACUGAUGUGUGCCAUCGCUCUCCUGGUCCUGAUUCUGCUGAUAGUUUGCUUCAUUAAGAGAAGCAGAGGAGGGAAAUAUCCAGUGCGAGAAAAUAAAGAUGUACCCCUGGACCCUGAUGACCAGAAGGUAGAUAAUGGGUCAUUUGAUUACAGUGAUGAAGACAACAAGCCGCUGCAGGGCAGUCAGACCUCUUUAGAUGGCACGAUAAAGCAACAAGAAAGUGACGACAGCUUGGUGGACUAUGGCGAAGGAGGCGAAGGGCAGUUCAAUGAGGACGGCUCCUUUAUUGGCCAGUACACAGUCAAGAAGGACAAAGACGAGACAGAAGGCAAUGAGAGUUCAGAAGCCACAUCGCCAGUUAAUGCUAUCUAUUCCUUGGCAUAACGCAAUACACUGAAACAGCAGCAGCAGCAGCAAGAAGACAUAUAGCCCGUGUGGGUCGGCAAAGUCACCAUCAACAGAAAGCAACUAGGGUAGGACCACAGAGAGCAAACAAAAACCCGACCAAGUGGUCAACAGGGCCAUCAUCUCUUUCGCAAACAAAGCAAAUGGCAUAGAUGCACCGGCUGCCGAAGCAAUCUUACUGCAGCUGAAAUCUGAGCUGACCCACAAGAGACCAGUAGAAGAGCAGGAUACACAGAUUCUACACCCCAGGCUUCAGAACUCGAACUGAAAUAAACACCCCUCUAUAUGUCUAAUUUGUGAGAUAAUGCAACUCCUUUCAUUAAUAAUGUACACAGCUGAUUUUUAUUUAAUUUUUAUUUUUGGGUUGUUGUGUUUUUUUAAAAAGGCUUCAAAGUUAUUCUCAGAAAAAGAAAUGCCCAAACGUGGGGGGGAAUCUGGAGCGAGAGGGGUGGAGAUGAGAGUAUAAUCCCCCGGUAAAAGCAGCAUAAAACCACAUUGCGGAAUCGGCUACUGGUAAAAACGAGGUUGUUUUAUAAACAGGAACCUUGAUGGCAAUUUAUUUCUGUCGGAGAUCAUUGUAGCCAAGCUCUGGCUUAAUAAUCCUCACUGAGCAAGGUGUAGGAUAUUCCUUCCUCUAAGAAGAAACAGUACUAUAUUGGGCUUCAGUGUGGAAGCUAUAUGCAUGGGGAGGGGGGUACUUGUUGCAUUGAGCCAAACUGUCUAUGAUCUCAGUUACUGCUAUACAAGUAUUGGUUCUGAUGCAGGUGCCGCCGUGGCAAGGUUUUCAUCCCUCUGCCCAUGCUAUUUAGCGUCCUUCUCCAAAGAAAGAGUUUAAUGGAAACAGUUGCAUCUUUCUGCUAAUCCAGGGUAGGAAAACGUAAUUGGGUUAUUGUUUUCCUGGAUAAAUGAUUGGGGUGGGGGUUGUUGUCCAUUCUUGUUGAAAGUAGUCAUCCCUCCCUAUGCUCACACGUGGUGUUAAUGGCCAUUCCGUGAACCUGCAUGUAGCAGGAAAGGGAAGAAGGGUGACCAGGGAAGAGCAACCAGUCUAUGCUUUCCUACCGCUAACCAAAAAAGAAUGGUACCUACUAAGAAUAAACUAGCCUGGCAUUAAACCCGCCAGCCACUUCUGUGAAAAGUUCAGGGAUUUCCAUUCCCUAUAUGUUUGAUGCAAAAGUACAAAGGCACUCAGAAUCCACCCUGAUUCAUCUUUCCAUUGUUCCUAUCAUUUGCAUAUCAGUCAGGGUUACUUUUUUUUUUUUUGGCUUUCAAGGUAAAAGCCACUCUGACACAUGCAGGGGCCUCAAUUAGCCUAAAAGAGGCUUUUUCCAGUACUUAAAUAAGCAGCAGCAUGGAGCUCACCCUAUCUUGUUAGUUACACAUCAAAGGCACUCAAGCUAACUUGCUAACACGCAGCAAACCUGCUUUCCUCAGAUACAGAUUCUGUUGUGACACUGUUCUUCCAUAUAUGCCUUAAACAGCUUCAUGCUUUCCCUGAAGCUUAAUAAACUAUGAAUAUUUACCCAUAGAUUAAGCCCCUGGUGUGAUGGUCUGUAAUCUGUCGAUGCAGUACAUAUAAGGUAGUUUCAGCUUGGUCAGUUGAGAAAGCAUGGGUCAUCGUAGAAGGUAGAGGUCCGUGUCGUGGUCUCUCCCCCCCCCCCCCGGUAAUAUACAGUAUUUAUGGAAUGCAGUAUGUAUUAUUUUCACUCCCUGCACUUUCAAAGCCAAAAGUAUUUAAAGAGAGAGAUUUGUCUCCGACAGUUUCGCAGCUGUAAAAUAACAUUUAGGGGAAACGCCGAUAGAUGUUUCAGCAUCAUUCUGAAAAUGGAAAUAGUUGUGACAUGGCUGAACUUUCAAACUGGCUUGCCUGAAAGGUAGCUUUGCUAACAAGGGUGUUUCUAAUGAAUGGGCAUAGACAUGGGCAUAGCUGCAGAGGGGCAGCUAGCCGCCCCCUCUCCAAAAAGUAAAUAAAUAAAAAUACUUAAAUAACUGACGCACAGAUAGCUCGGUUCUGCCUCCCCCCAACAAAAACCAUGGCUCCACCGAUGGGCAUAAAAUGCAGAAAUGGGGUUUAAUGUAUUCAGUAAGAGGCUGGGAUACGUUGAGACUUAAGAAGAAAUCAGCUAAAUGAAAUCUCAAAUGCAAGAAAACUGUCACCAACCCAGGGAAGAUUGUGCUGUGAGUCAAGCCAGGCAAACAGGCUAUAAUCUGUUAGUGGUACAGUAAAUGUAUCUCCUGGCCCUAUAGUUUUGCAUGCUUAAUUACUCCCUGGCGGGUUUGUCCAUUUUUUGACUUUGAUUUGAUCGAAUUAAAAGGAUCUCCUAAUUCUGACAUUGAGAAGAGGGAGCCUGUGGUCUCUAGAUGUCGCUGGACUGCAACUCCUGUCACCCCUGACCGUUGGCCAUGCUAGCUGGAGUGGAUGGGAGCUGGCACCAAAUGGCUGGGUGACCACAGGUUCACCUUCUCUGGUGGUGGCAGGGACACAACUUGGGACCUUUCGCAAGAAAACAUGCCCUACCACUGGGAACGUACCGCAACACAACUAAAUGCACCUUGCAUGCAUUUGGACUUUAACUGUUUGCGUAGUGGAACCACUGAAAGUGGCACCUCCCAAAAUGCUACACAUAUGUUUUCCAAUCCAGCCCACAAACUACAAAUUUCUAGCAUUAGGUAUACUGUCACUAGACUUAAGGCAGCAUUCCCAUAUAGAUUGAACUGACUAACUUUGCCCUAUCUACAAGUCACAAGAUAAAACCAGGCAUAUGUAGCCAGCUUUAUAUGAGACAUUUUAAAAACAACCCAGUUUAGUGUCUCAUUCGUACCCAGCAGUGCCUGCAAUCCUAUUCUGUGCACCAGACCUCUUGUGUGUGCGUGUGUUUUUUCCUCCCAAGCCUCCCUCAUACCAUCUGUUGAAAAAUAUUGUGGCUAAGCGGGUGGGCUAACUUUUAGUGGAUGUAGAGAUGCAUUGCAGCAGUUUGAUGAAAGCUGGAGAAAGACUGAAUUUUAACAAAAACAUUAAAUGGCUCUGUGUUCUUUUAGAAGGCAGUUCAGUUCUGAAACCAGGAUCUGACAGGGUUCUGCAUGCAGUGCUAUUUGCAGAACCUGCUCCAGUACCAGCCCGUUUGCUUUCCUUUAACUGCAGCAGGAAGAAUAAGUCUAACUUACAGUUGACAAAAUAUUGUUAGCAUUUGCCAUUAUAGUCAGUAUACUUACCUCAGGAAUGGAUUUGUGCUUAAGAGAUGAGAGAUGAGUUCGGAAGCUACAUAUCUUAUUAUUAAAGCCCUAUAUAAACGUAACAGAAAUAAAAGCCAAGAACACUUGGUGAGAUGUUUCUUUAUCAGGCUUGAAUUUUCUCAUAAGGAAUAAAUCAACUAAAUAGGUUCCUUCCCUGAAAAGUCAUUGAACUGCCAGUAACUCAUUCCUUGUUGUAUUCUUUGUGGGCGCCCUUGUAUAAAUGCGGGUAUGGUUUUCCCAGUAGACAGCAAAUUGCUCACCCCUGCCCUGGAGCCAUUUGAGGAUGUGUAUUGAGAUGGGUUUAGGCAAGCUAAGGAAGCCUUUCCGAAUUAUUAGAAGCCUGGACUUUUCCUGCAGCAAGGUACUCAACCUAUCCCUAGUCCAAUAUGAGUAGUACACUACCCCACCCUCUUGUAAUGGAUGGGGAAGGGGGCCUCAGCUGCAAGGGAGAGUUACGUGUGUGCUCACUGCUUUUUCUUAACUUUGGAAUCUAUGGGCUCUAAUGCAAGAGCACACUGCAUUCAAAGAAGAAAACAGCAGAAACUGCUGGGACAUUGCUACAGAGGGAGCAGGAGGGGGACAUCUGCUGCUGUAGGCCCUUCUUUAAGGGGGUACUGCAGAUGUAGAGAACCUUGGGCCUGUCAGAUGCUGCUGGACUACAACUCCCAUAACCCCUGGCAAUGAGCCGUGCUUGUUAGGGUUGAUGGGAGUUGUAGUUAGGCAGCAUCUGGAGGGCCAAAGUUUCCCCACUCCUUGGACUAUGGGGACAUCCCUGUGCUUCCAAAGGACUCCUGAGCAUUGAAAGAAUGACAUAAUUUGAAAAUAUCACAAAUUGGUGAGUGUGAGGAGAUGGCUGUCCCCACUAAUCAUGUCUCCUAGUACCCAGUAGAUGCUCAACUCUUCCACUAUCCACAUAGGUGCCAACUCCCUGGGGUCUUGGGUGCUUGGACACCCACAAAAUUCCCCAUGAAGGGACUGGACACCCACAAAUUUAGGUACCAGGGCCACGCACGCUGCAUGGCACCCAUGGCCCCAGGCACCCAUGGUUAUGGGGCCAAGCUGCCGCUCCUGACUAGCCACAUUCCACACAACACUAAGAAUUACACAUUGCAAGCUACCCAGGAGAAAGAUUGCAUUUCCCAGUUUUAAAAUAGAAAUUGAGUGCUGAGAAUGUGCAAUGUUCCUAUACAGAGUUCUACCUUGAAAACAACAACAUCUGGGAGUCUGAACAAAUGAGCAGCAAAUGCUUUUAUGCAAAAUGAAAAGAGAUCAGCUGGAAAGGCUCUUACCGUUGCCGAAUAUUGAGGGAAACCAAACAAAGGAGAAAAUGUGGCAUGCCUUGACAGCUUCUUUAACCACUGCUAUAGAACAGACAGCCAUAAGUAGACUUUAUUGUAUUUUAUUGAAAAGGUUUAUAUCUCUGUCUCAUGCACAGUAUUUGAGGUAGCUUCCAUCAACAGCAAUGCGUUUACAAUAAAAUAACAUCUAAGACUAUUGUUAAAUGCAACUAUAAAACCAGGCACAAUGCAUAUUGUGUUGUAGAUACUACUUUUAGUUAAGUUUUCGGAGGCAUACUGCCAUGCCACUGUGAACACACCUGAUGCCAUUUGAUCUUGGAAGCUAAUGGGUGUUGGACCUACUUAGCACUCGGAUGGGAUAAAAUAUUCGAGAAGGAUAUAGCAGGCUUUGUCAAGUUAGGGGCAAGACACAAGGUUUCAAAUACCAUAGGGUGCUCAUUGACUUUGGGGCCAGUUUGAUAGUUGACUGCAUCAGAAGACCUAUUUGCAUAGGCUAAAGUGAGAGCAAGAGAGAGAGAGAGAGAGAGAGAGAGCCAUCUUUCUAAUUUGAAUUCUGCUCUUCCUUCUGUCUUACACCUGAUAGCAGGUCCAGUUCUGCAACAUAAUAUUUAUGAUGCUAGGAGACAAGCAUUUUCCUGUGGAAUUGCCUUUAGCAGUCCUCUUUGCCCCAUCCAAGAGACUGACUAUCUGAACAAAUCUUCACUGACUUGAUCCACUUUAAGAAUUGAGUUUGGUGCAAGCAACACAGUCAGAGAAGUAGGCAGCCAUUGUUGAAACAUCAUUUAUAGUCUUCUUGACUGCUGAGAUACAGGGACAGGGAACCUGUGGCCCUUCAGAUGAUGGACCACAACAACGUCCAUCAUCCCUGACCAUUGGGCACACUGGUUGGGGCUGAUGGGAGUUGGAGCCCAACAUCUGGAUGGUCACAGAUUCCUAAACCUUAUUCUAAUUGUAGGACUAGUGAAAGAGCACACUGCCAACUUAUCACAGCAGAUAUGGAACCUGUUCCCCUAUGAGCUCAUCCUGCAUACCAGCCAGAUGUAGUAACACCUGACAUUUUGAACAGUUUCCUGUUCCUGACUCUAGAGGUUAUUGAGAUGUUGGCUCAUGUAACCAUAUCAUCUAUGCCACUCAGUUACCCAUUAUACCAUUCAUGGCUUGUGUUGAAAACUAUAAUAGGUUUAUUUCCAUUUUUAACUUUAGAAAUAGAGAUCUGACCCAUGUGUCUGUUAUGCAGAUCCUUCAUGUUUUUGAGAAAUUGCAGGCAGUUCCAGAUGUUGUUGCCUGCCUUCACUGUUGCUAAGUUGAGCCAGCAAGUUCAAAGAGGAGGCAAUCUCCAUGGUUUAUUUUGUGUGUGGCAGUUUGGAAGUAAAAUGAACACCUUUACCUUUUGUGGAACAUUAGAGUGGGGGAGACACAGACUCUGCCUUAUGUGCUGAUGAUGGUACAAUUACAGCAAAGGAAACAUGAUCUCGGACAAUCCUGACAUUGUCUUUCCACUCAAUUACCACCCUGUAGAAGUGACCCACAGGUCAACUAGCAUAACAGAGUCCUGACCCCUGCCAUCGAUCUGCCUAUAAUGACCUGGAUUCAUGUGUCUAAACAAGAUACAACCCUGCUACCUGUCAGGAAUAUCCGAGGAGAGUGCCAGUCAUUGAUUUCCAUUAGGGCUCAGCUUCUUGUUUACUGUGUUUCACCUGACUCAUAAUGACCUAUUGCGGCCUUUCCCCUCAUCCCAGCUGUAGCAGCUGCAAGAAAAAAAAACAAACCUUACUUUCACUUCCCGGAAUGUAGAGAAUGUGAAAUGUGGAAUAUUGACUUUGACCUAUAAAGGAAGCAUGCCUUGCACCAGGCUUAAUUUUAUGCUAGCGUCAAAAGUCUUCAGCUAAGCAAUAAUAAUAAUAAUGAUAGUAAUAAAAUGUGAAAUCCAUUUUGUUUUACGCAUUGCAGCUCAUCUUAAAUAAGAAGAGCCAGCAAGACUUUUCUGAUAGUAAGAAAUCCAGAAUGUCAUGUGGCUCUCCAUUUAACCCAGGAGUGCCUCUCUCUUGAUCUGUCCCUUUCAAGCAAAUUUCAUGGUAUGAUCAUGAUGUCAGAAGGCAGUCUUGGGCCCCCACCCCUUCGUGUUGAACCAAUGAAAGCAGAGAGACCACCCUUUGCACUAUGGAGGUUUCAAACACCACCAACAAAUUAUUGUGCUGCUUUCCGUUUGUUUUGUUUGUUUUUAAUUUGUAAAUAUCCACACUCACACACACCCUGUUCCUUAAAGUCCUCCCCAUUGCUCCAAUACAUUCUAUGUAAUUAUUUGCCUUCUUUUUAAACAAAUAAAAAAGGACAUUCUGUGUUAAUCUGCUUUCCAAUAGAUGAAUGCAUAUCUGAGACUGUAAAGAAUGAUUUACAGCGAGUAGCUUUACAGACUACGGAGACAUGUUUAAUAUAUGGGACUGCAUGAGCGAUUUGAAAAAGGCCAAAAUAUUCAGAAAUGUUUUUGAAUCACUGUAAAGAAAACUGAUUUUCUUUUUGUAUAGAGAACACUAAACAUAAUAAAAAUAUUGUU
Molecule: messenger RNA, 11748 nt
Organism: Zootoca vivipara (common lizard)
Lineage: Eukaryota; Metazoa; Chordata; Lepidosauria; Squamata; Lacertidae
Source: RefSeq, a predicted model, not a curated record